UUUACGAAACUAACCGGGCAGAGCGCGCGUUACAACGAGAGACUGAGGCCUGAGAGAAGCUGAGGCGUCCCCCGAGGCGCGUAGUUGGGGGCUGAAACUCGGUUGGGUAGUGUGCAGAAGGUGGGAGUAAGGGAGUAGAGAAGUGGGGCGCGAGCCAGGGCGUCUGGAGUCUGUCCAGGGUCGGGCGCGUGCCGGGCCGGCGGACGGAGGUCGGGGCGCGCAGCCCGCUGGAGCGAGUAGCGCUGCAAGCCCAGUAUUGAACACCAAGUGAUGGCAAUGCAGAUGCAGCUUGAAGCAAAUGCAGAUACUUCAGUGGAAGAGGAGAGCUUUGGCCCACAACCUGUAUCACGGUUAGAGCAAUGUGGCAUAAAUGCCAAUGACGUAAAGAAGUUGGAAGAAGCUGGAUUCCAUACUGUGGAGGCUGUUGCCUAUGCACCAAAGAAAGAGCUAAUAAAUAUUAAGGGGAUUAGUGAAGCCAAAGCUGAUAAAAUUCUGACGGAGGCAGCUAAAUUAGUUCCAAUGGGUUUCACCACUGCAACUGAGUUCCACCAAAGGCGAUCAGAGAUCAUACAGAUUACAACUGGCUCCAAAGAGCUCGACAAACUACUUCAAGGAGGAAUCGAGACUGGAUCCAUCACAGAGAUGUUUGGAGAAUUCCGAACUGGGAAGACCCAGAUCUGUCACACAUUGGCUGUAACGUGCCAGCUUCCCAUUGACAGAGGUGGAGGUGAAGGAAAGGCCAUGUACAUUGACACCGAGGGUACCUUUAGGCCAGAACGGCUGCUAGCAGUAGCUGAGAGAUAUGGCCUCUCUGGCAGUGAUGUCCUAGAUAAUGUAGCAUAUGCUCGUGGGUUCAACACAGACCACCAGACCCAGCUGCUUUAUCAGGCAUCAGCUAUGAUGGUAGAGUCCAGGUAUGCACUGCUCAUUGUAGACAGUGCCACUGCCCUCUACAGAACAGACUAUUCCGGUCGAGGUGAACUUUCAGCCAGGCAGAUGCACUUGGCCAGGUUUCUGCGGAUGCUUCUGAGACUUGCUGAUGAGUUUGGUGUAGCAGUGGUAAUCACCAACCAGGUGGUAGCCCAAGUGGAUGGAGCAGCCAUGUUUGCUGCAGAUCCUAAAAAACCUAUUGGAGGAAAUAUCAUUGCUCAUGCCUCAACAACCAGACUUUACCUGAGAAAAGGAAGAGGAGAAACCAGGAUCUGCAAAAUCUACGACUCUCCCUGUCUUCCCGAGGCUGAAGCUAUGUUUGCCAUCAAUGCAGACGGAGUGGGAGAUGCCAAAGACUGAGUCAUUGGGUUGUUUCCUGUGAUGAACCUAAGUGCCGCAGCGUAGUGGAGAAGACUGCUCCCUGGGGCUUCUCGUGGGCCUCUUCCUGUUGUGACUGCCAAAAAAAGGCUUCUGGGAAAAUAUCUAUUAUAUCAGCUUUUCUGGUGGUGUAAACAGGAGACAGGUCAGUAGUCACAGAUGGAUCUGUUUAUUCCUUCUCUAGAGAGUGUGUUAAUCUCUAUGUGAAUUCUUUGGUUUUAGGGGUUGGUGUAUGGCAUACCUUUGACAUAGUGCCUUGUGGUUGACUCGUGACUAACAGCUGGACAAUCUUGUGCCUCCAGGAGAACUAGAGCUGGGGAGACCUCUUUCCUCACUGUCUGAAUAAUGUUGAAAACAAAUGUCUUAGCUUUGUGGCAAAGGGAAUAGGUCUCCUCAGAGGUUCUUUUUCUCUGUCAGUAAAUCUGUCAGUCAGACAGAGGCUUUUAAGUUUGUAUGCUUGAAUUAUCUUAUGUAAGAGUUUGUUUUUAGUUAAAGAAUACUGAGCAGACCUGCUGAGCCACCAGCCUUUAACCACCUAUGUGCUUGAUUUUGUUUUUUCGUUUUGUUUUUACUGCUAAGAGCAUCAAGAUAAUUCUGGAAUCAUACGCAUUUCAGAGGCUUAAGUAGAUUGAGGGUGGGACUGCUAUAAAGUAGUUAUUUGUAGUGACUGCUAUUUAUAGGAGUUACUCUGGAACAAACUAAAUAUUUCAAGAUAGGGCAUUUAUAUUUUUGGCACUGGGUAGGGGUGGUCAGUUUCUAUUACUUUAAAAUUGAAAUUUAGAAGGAAAGUCCUACAUUCAGAUGAUUGAGCUUAUUGUCCUUCAACCUAAUAUACUAUUACAAGAUGGAUAUA
Messenger RNA from Phyllostomus hastatus (greater spear-nosed bat), 2161 nucleotides. It is a transcript of the gene RAD51, whose product is annotated as RAD51 recombinase. Gene Ontology annotation, biological process: mitotic recombination; DNA strand invasion; DNA recombinase assembly. The coding region runs from base 271 to 1290 and encodes 339 amino acids. Lineage: Eukaryota; Metazoa; Chordata; Mammalia; Chiroptera; Phyllostomidae. Gene Ontology annotation, molecular function: ATP binding; ATP-dependent DNA damage sensor activity; single-stranded DNA binding. The transcript is spliced from 10 exons. The record is from RefSeq and is a predicted model, not a curated record. Gene Ontology annotation, cellular component: condensed nuclear chromosome.